CACGGGAGUGACACAAAAAUCCCACAAUGCAAUGUAAUGUAGACAUCAGCUAAACUCAAUUACAACAAGAAGUGCCAUCUGAGCGUGAAUGGUUUAAAAUCGUCGGUCCGGAUCGUCUGAUCUCCGGGCUGUCCCGGCUGUUUUUGCUUGGUGGUGGUCUGCCGGAGCUGGCUUGUUGUGGGUGUGUCGUCCUAGUCUGUGGUUGAGGGGUCAGGGUGCAGGAUGGAUCCCGACUAUGAGCAUCGCCUCCUUCGCCAAAUCAACAUUGACAAUGACAAUUUGAGCCCUGUUAAACUGCAGCACAGUUGGACACCCACCAGCUCCCCGUUGUCCUCACCCAGUAAGCUUGGAGACCGAUUCAUUCCAACCAGAGCGGGUGCCAACUGGAAUAUUAAAUUCCACAGGAUAAAUGAAAAUGAGAAGUCACCGAGCCAGAACAAAAAAACAAAGGAGGCAUCUUCUGAUAAUGUCAAAGCAGAUGGGCUGGCCUACUCUGCUUUACUGAAGAAUGAGCUGUUGGGAGCAGGAAUAGAAAAGAUCCAAGACCCCCAGACAGAGGACAGACGUCUGCAAUCGUCCACACCCGAGAAGAGGAGUCUCUUCUCUUAUUCAGUCAGCACCAAAAGGUUGUCACCAGAAGAUGGAACCAACAUCUCUCCAUACUCACUAUCACCCGUCAGCAAUAAAAGUCAGAAAUUAUUGCGCUCACCGAGGAAGCCAACUCGUAAGAUCUCCAAGAUCCCCUUUAAAGUCCUGGAUGCUCCGGAGCUGCAGGAUGACUUUUAUCUCAACCUGGUGGACUGGUCGUCUCUCAAUGUGCUCAGUGUCGGGCUGGGCACAUGUGUUUACUUGUGGAGUGCCUGCACCAGCCAGGUGACGAGACUGUGCGAUUUGUCAGUAGAGGGAGACUCUGUCACAUCAGUCGGGUGGUCUGAAAGGGGAAACCUUGUAGCUGUGGGGACUCACAAAGGUUAUGUUCAGAUCUGGGAUGCUGGAGCUGGCAAAAAACUGUUUGCCUUAGAGGGACACACAGCCAGAGUUGGAGCUUUGGCUUGGAAUGCAGACCAGUUGUCUUCGGGAAGCCGGGAUCGUAUGAUUCUUCAACGAGAUAUGCGGACACCUCCUGUCCAGUCAGAGAGACGCCUGCAGGGACACAGACAGGAAGUGUGUGGCUUGAAGUGGAGCACUGACCAUCAGCUGCUCGCCUCUGGCGGCAAUGACAAUAAGCUGCUGGUGUGGAACCACUCGUCGCUCAGCCCAGUGCAGACGUACACGGAUCACCUGGCUGCGGUUAAAGCCAUCGCCUGGUCCCCCCAUCAGCACGGCCUGCUGGCCUCAGGGGGUGGCACUGCCGAUCGCUGUAUUCGAUUUUGGAAUACCUUGACAUCGCAGCCCUUGCAGUGUAUGGACACCGGCUCUCAGGUCUGCAACCUGGCCUGGUCCAAACAUGCUAAUGAGCUGGUAAGCACCCAUGGAUACUCUCAGAACCAAAUCUUGGUGUGGAAAUAUCCAGCUCUCACUCAGGUGGCCAAGCUCACGGGACACUCCUACAGAGUGCUCUACCUGGCCAUGUCCCCGGACGGUGAGGCGAUAGUGACGGGAGCUGGAGAUGAGACUUUGCGCUUCUGGAACGUAUUCAGUAAAACACGGUCAACAAAAGAGUCUGUAUCAGUUUUAAAUCUCUUUACCAGGAUAAGGUGACUAUUUUUUUUUUUUUUUUUUUUUUUUUUU
This is a messenger RNA of Archocentrus centrarchus (flier cichlid), 1731 nucleotides long. Its product is annotated as fizzy-related protein homolog. Bases 223 to 1701 code for a protein of 492 amino acids. NCBI's taxonomy places the organism in Eukaryota, Metazoa, Chordata, Actinopteri, Cichliformes, Cichlidae. Gene Ontology annotation, molecular function: anaphase-promoting complex binding; ubiquitin ligase activator activity; protein binding. The record is from RefSeq and is a predicted model, not a curated record. Gene Ontology annotation, biological process: anaphase-promoting complex-dependent catabolic process; positive regulation of ubiquitin protein ligase activity; positive regulation of anaphase-promoting complex-dependent catabolic process. Gene Ontology annotation, cellular component: anaphase-promoting complex. The transcript has 14 exons.